UUAACCGUUGGUCGGAAUUAUUUUGUUGAAGGAUCGGUGAGAAAAUCCUAAUGUGCCUCCAUGCUUGUGGAGAUGUAGAUGAAAAAAUAAAAUCUAAGACAUUUAAAGACAAGAAGUCGACGUUCAGUCGCGGAAGAUAUGGCUUCACGGAGCUACGGCGCCUGUGUCCUCUGUCAGAGGGCGGUUGUUGUGAGGAUGAUGUGCAGGGGAAUGAGCAUGGCUGCACACCCGCUGUCCAAGGUAGAUAUCCUAAAACAAGAACCACACAGGAAGCACCCAGGUGUGACCAACCUGAAAACUCUGCGCCUACCUGAUGAGCUCCAUAUGGCUGCACAGUCGAUUAUUCACAGAGCUCAGGUGCCUCGGCUGACUGACCGCACUUGCAGCCUCACAAACUUCCUGUGGAGCAGAAAACGAGCCACCGAGGACUCGACUCUGAGGAAGAAGGCUCUGAGCAUGGAAAAAGAGCUUUGGGAGAAAGCAAUGGAGAAGAGAGAAGUUAUAGAUGAAGAAGCCCUGGAAGACCGCAUCAGGAAGAAAGUGCUUUCAGAGCUCAGAAGAACCACAUAUCACUGGAAGCCCAUGAAGUAUGAUGAAGAGUUAGGUGUGGUGUACAUGGCGGCUCGACUGGCUGGGGGCUAUGCAGCAGUGAGGAGAGCUAUAAACGAGAUAAAAAAGAGGGAUCCCUCUUUUGCCCCUCAGUCUCUCCUGGAUUUUGGAUCAGGCCUGGGAACAGUUGUCUGGGCGUCACACUCGUGCUGGGGCGACACUCUGAAGGAGAUGGUGUGUGUGGACAGCUCUGGGCCGAUGAACAUCCUGGCAGAGCGACUUCUCAGAGGUGAUGAUGAAAACGCUGAGCCUCACAUCAAACAUGUCUAUUUCAGACAGUUCCUCCCUGUCUCCCCGAAGGUGCAGUUUGACUUGGUGACUUCAGCCUUCACCCUAUCAGAGCUUUUCACCGCAAAGGAUCGAGAGGAGGCGGUGUUAACUCUGUGGAGAAAGACAAACUCAUACCUGGUGCUGGUUGAAAACGGGACUAAAGAGGGCCACCAGAUGCUUAUGGAGGCCAGAGACACUUUAUUGAAGAAACAAGAGAAGACUGUUCAUGACACCAGGCCACCGUCAGUGUUUGCUCCGUGUCCUCAUGAACUGACAUGUCCUAAACUGACCAGUGAGUCCAUCACACCCUGCAACUUCCAGCAGAUGUACCACCCUCUGCCUCUGCCCGGGCACAGUGAGCAGAAGAUUGAGAAGUUCAGCUAUCUGAUUGUGACUCGGACAGAGGCAGUGGAGGCAGAAACAGAAGGUGUGAACUGGGCCAGGCUGAUCGCGCCAGUGCAGCGCAGAUCAAGACACGUCCACUGUCGAAUGUGCUGCCCUGAUGGACAAUUACAACACAUGGUGGUGACAGCAAAAAAACACAGCAGAGAUGUGUACCGCUGUGCCCGGACCAGCGACUGGGGAGAUCAACUGCCAGUGAUUCAAAGAGUCGAUGACGACGUCCAGAGUGACUCAGAGUGAUUAUUCGGCCAGGAAGAGACGCAUUCUUUAGACUUUUGAAACAAUGGAGACACCCUAAAACUCAGAUAAGCCUGUUGACAAAGAACUCACUAGUUUUUCAUUCAGCAGAACUUUGUUUCCUUACUGGAGUUGUUACCGAGUCAUUUAACAACCUUUGAUAACUUCGAUAAAAUGUCACAAC
Plectropomus leopardus (leopard coralgrouper) is the source of this 1702-nucleotide messenger RNA. RefSeq names its product methyltransferase like 17 (gene mettl17). Gene Ontology annotation, molecular function: methyltransferase activity; structural constituent of ribosome. Gene Ontology annotation, cellular component: mitochondrial small ribosomal subunit. The record is from RefSeq and is a predicted model, not a curated record. Lineage: Eukaryota; Metazoa; Chordata; Actinopteri; Perciformes; Serranidae. Gene Ontology annotation, biological process: translation.